Camelina sativa (false flax) is the source of this 479-nucleotide messenger RNA. RefSeq lists its product as uncharacterized. The record is from RefSeq and is a predicted model, not a curated record. NCBI's taxonomy places the organism in Eukaryota, Viridiplantae, Streptophyta, Magnoliopsida, Brassicales, Brassicaceae. Gene Ontology annotation, molecular function: RNA binding.
AACCUAGCUGUCGCUCUUCUCUUUUCAUUUAAUACUUUUCCAUGGAUAAAGAUAUUUCUGAAGAAAUGUUCUGCAUCCACAGCCGAUCUAAGGGAGAGUCUGAUGAUUCAGUGGUAGCAAUUCUUAAGAAGCAAAAGAAGGAAAUCGAUGAAAUUACUAAAUCUUUGAAAGAGAUGUCCGAAGUUAUCAAAACCCUACAGGAUAAUUCACUGACAAAGGCUGAUCUAGAGGAUAUAUUAUCGAAGGAGAAAGAAACUCCAAAUAAAAUGGUGGAACCGAUAGUCGAGUGCUGUUUUGAAAUUGGAGGUGCCGAGGGAAACAAUCUGGAUACCAUAUUCGUUAGAGGAUUUGAUUGUUCCUUCCCCAGGGAUGUUAUCAAGAGCACACUGGAAAAACAUUUCGCUUCAUGUGGAAAGAUCACAAGGGUUUUUGUUCCCAUAGAGUGUCAUACCGGUUCUCCCUUAGGGUUUGUGACUUAA